Aspergillus nidulans FGSC A4 is the source of this 6729-nucleotide messenger RNA. RefSeq lists its product as uncharacterized. NCBI's taxonomy places the organism in Eukaryota, Fungi, Ascomycota, Eurotiomycetes, Eurotiales, Aspergillaceae. The transcript is spliced from 3 exons. Bases 1 to 6729 code for a protein of 2242 amino acids. The record is from RefSeq and is a predicted model, not a curated record. Gene Ontology annotation, molecular function: catalytic activity.
AUGGCCGUGAGCGUUGAGAUGGGACAACCGCUAAAAACUGCUUGCAGGUUUCCAGUUCUCCGCUACAAGGAGGAUGAUGCCUUUGAAAAGCUCACGCAUGAACGGACAAACAUUCAAGUUCUAUCAAAGGGCCGGGUACAGGAUCUGCUCUCCCAAGAAGAAACUUCCCUUCAAGGUAUAUUUCAGACGAUCUGGGCAAUCACAUUGAAAAUAUUCACCGGCGAUGAGAGCAUCUGUGCGGCGUCGCUGCGUCGAAGGGGGACAGCAUGGCAAUACUAUCUGUUCAGCGCAGAAAUCGGUGACGAAAUGCCCUUUUCUCAGCUGUCAGGCGCGAUUCACGGUGAGAAUUGGAGGAUAGGGCCACUAAACCUGGAGCAUGAGCUGCCGUGCGAUUCAGGCCUCUGUAUGCUCGAAGAAAACGAGAGCGUCGAGGACGAGAUCCUAAAACAUGCAAGUCGCAUUGCUCCAUGUGACAGCCAUAUGGCCCCAGCAUAUGCCUCUAUUGUGGCUGCUACCAUCAGCCAUAUUUUCAGCCAGGUGCAGACAGAACCCUGUCUCACCCUAGGUGAGAUGCAUCUGCUCCAUCCCGAGGUCGAAGAGGACCUACGGUCAUGGAGCAGUAUCCCACCCCCGUCUGUGGACGACUGCGUCGGCCCCAUGUUUGAAAGAAAAGUCCGGGAGCGACCACUAGAUACAGCGGUAAACACAUCCGAACUAACGCUGAGCUACCGUGACCUCGAUCUCCUGAGUGUGAGGCUUGCCGUCAACCUGCAAGCCAAGGGGGUCAAGCCGGAAUCGAUUAUCGUGUUAUGUUUCCCCAAGUCCGCGUGGGCGGUCGUGGCCAUGAUGGCCGUUAUUCGCGCAGGCGGUGCCAUUCUGUUCCUGAACCCUUCCCAUCCAACAGUCCGCCAUCAGGAGAUUAUCGGCCAGGUUGAUGCAGACUUGAUCCUGACUGCACCAGAAUAUGGCCCGUUGUGGGAGUGGUUUACCGGGGAAGUGCUGCUUGUUAACCGAAGCACCAGCAAGCCAAAAGGCUGCGUCGUGGAGCACCGACAGUUCCUGACGGGAGCCUUGGCCCAGCAGAAAGUGUCCAAGAUGACGCACGCAGAUCGCGUGCUGCAACUGGCAUCUUUCACCUUCGAUGUCAGUAUUCUGGAGAUCUUCACUCCCCUGAUAUCUGGUGCGUGCGUUUGCAUCCCGAACGACCAGGAGCGCGCCCGGGGACCGGCAGCAUGUAUCCAGCAGUUCAGCAUAACAUGGGCCUUCCUGACACCGUCACUCGUCAGCCUCAUGAGUCCAGACAUGGUGCCAACGCUGCGAUUUCUGUUUUUGGGAGGCGAGGCAGUCCAGAAGGAGAAUAUCCAGGUCUGGGCUUCUCACGUCCGGCUCGCGAACGGAUAUGGUCCCACUGAAUGCUCAAUCGCGGCAACGGCGAAUCCCCAGCUAUCUCCUACCACAAGUCCUGCCAAUAUCGGGUAUCCGCUUGGUGGGUGUUGCUGGAUUGUCAGCAUAGACGACCACAACCGCUUGAUGCCUAUUGGGGCGCCUGGAGAGCUGGUGAUUCAGGGCCCCAUUGUGGCGAGGGGGUACCUGAAUGAACCGGAAAAAACACAGGCAGUCUUUUUGGAGACAAUGAGGUGGAUGGAGAGCGAGCCGACGAGUACUUCUAGGUUAUACAAGACAGGCGAUAUAGCUCGCUUCAAUGCAGACGGUAGUCUACAUUUCAUUGGCCGCAAAGACAGUCAAGUCAAACUGCGUGGACUGCAAAACGAACUGGGAGAGAUUGAACAUCGCAUCGUCGCCCAUCCAUUAGUAGAACAGGCAGUUGUCGUGUUGGCGCAGCAAGGACCCUGUAAGGGGAAACUGACAGCUGUUGUCUCGCUGAAGAAUCUCCGCAAGGCUAUAGAUUCCGUGGAACUGGUUGAUGAGGAGAGCUUUGAGGCUGCAACAGACGAGUUAAAGGCUGUCGCAGAAGCACUAUCGCAGCAGCUUCCCGGGUACAUGCAGCCGACUGUUUGGGUCCCGGUGGGAUGCAUCCCACUUACCUCCCCAGGGAAGCAGAACAGAGUCAUAGCCAACCGGUGGGUGGCAGCGCUAUCCUCUGAUAUGUUCCACCUGCUCACUGGGCGACAAGAGAGAGCCGGCGAGGAACGAGUUCAGCCCUCAACGGCUAAGCAGCGCCAACUGCAGAGCCUCUGCAGCGCAGUUUUGGGCUUGGAUAGUCAGGAAGAGAUCUGGUUGAGUAAGUCCUUCAUUCAGAACGGGGGAAACUCUAUCCAGGCCAUGCAACUGCUGGAUCACUUGCGACGAAGGGGUCUGGGAGUCAAGAUCGAGGAUAUCUUCACGAGUCCCACUUUGAUAGAACUGGCACUGCAUUUGACGGAGAGCGAGGAGACUCCAUUGCCCCAUGAGGAGUCAGCCCCAGUUGCACUAGAUAAGAAGCGAAUUUCGGAGCUUGGAUUCGAUUUUGAGCAGGUCGAAGACUUAUAUCCUAUCUCGCCCGUCCAAAGGGGUAUCCUACUUACCCAGCAGCAGUCGCCAGAGCAAUAUCAACUACGGAUCACUUGCCGGGUCAUUCCCGUCCCAGGCGAGCAGGUCGAUCGAUCCCGGCUCCAUAUGGCGUGGCAGCAAGUGGCAGCUCGCCAUCCAGCCCUACGCACCAUAUUUGUCAAGUCCGCCGCUGAAGACGGGCUGUACGAUCAACUGGUGUAUAAACCAGCCGAGGCAGCAUUCCUACUGUGGGAACGGCAGGAUGAGGAUGCCGUUUGGAAGGCACUCAAAGACUUCACUCGACAAGACAAUCCCGACCAGCCGCCAGUUACUUCCAUUAUUUCGACCACGGUGGAUGGCAAAACCUUCUGCACUGUCGAUAUUAGCCGUGCCCUCAUCGAUGGGGUCUCUAUUCUAAUCAUGUUCCGUGAUCUUAGUCGGGCAUAUGCAGGGUUGUUAGAGAUCGGGGAGGUUGUACGAUACAGUCCAUAUAUCCGCUACGUGCAGACUCUCCCUGCGGGGAUGUCAAUAGAUUAUUGGGGGAGCUACCUAGAGGCUGCCUCUCCAUGCCACUUUCCCGUGCUCAACGACGACAUACAAGGGGAGAACAAGUUACAUGCAUUGACCGUGGACCUGAAAGACGCAAAGGGCAUCCAUGCCUUCUGCGCCAGACAUAAUGUCACGCCGGCGAUUGUUUUCCAAAUGGCAUGGGCCCUCGUCCUCAAGGCUUACACUGGUCAAGACGACAUCUGUUUUGGCUAUCUGACCGCCGGUCGAGACGUUCCGGUGUUGAACAUCAGCGACGCGGUUGGCGUCUUCGACCCCGAACAUCCCUUGAACCGUCGAGAAGAGAUGAUUCGGCAGUGCAAAGCCGGGGUUGCGGUGGUAGGGGAGGGUAAGGAAGCCCUGUUUCAGGGCUUGGUCGAACAUGUCGUCAUCCUUACCCAGGACUUAAUCGACGACUUGCUCGUCAGCGAAGUCUCCAAUAUUCAGGCCGCUCAUGUUGACACGGACCAGAGUUUCCUCGCUCUUGGAGGAGACUCCAUUACAACCAUGCAGGUGUCCUCCGGCUCUCGCUCGCGCGGCCUCCAGCUCGCAGUCAAGCACAUUCUGAGGAGCAAGAUUAUCCGUGGGGCUGCUACACAAGCGUCGCACAAGACUAAGUGCAUUUGUAUGGGCACGAGCACGAGUCAACGAUUUUCUCUUCUAUCAGCCGGCGAAUUGGAGGAAGAAAUAGAUGCCCUGGUCAUGAAGCUGGGCUACUCUGGCGCCGAUGCCGUGGAAGACGCCUACCCUUGUUCUCCCAUGCAGGAGGACAUUCUGAUCAGUCAAGCCACAGCGCCAGAGAUGUACAAGUUCUUUGCUGUAUGCUCUCUUCGGGCAAGGAAUUCUGCAGACCCCGUCAAUAUCGACCGUGUUCAGCUAGCUUGGCGUCGCCUAGUUGCCAGACACCCAGCGUUGAGAACAUUCUUCGUAGAGGGUCUGUCCCAAGAUGGGCUUUACACGCAAAUCGUGCUUAUAGAUCAUGAGCCCCAGAUCCAGCAUGCGGCGGAUCUGGACAGCCUCUUCAAGUACCCCGAGGACCACCCCCUUGACUACCGGGACGGCGCGCCGCCUCACCGUCUCACCAUCUCGCAAGGCGGGGACGGCGUAGUCUUCAUCAAUCUCGAAAUCAGUCAUACAUUAAUUGACGGAAGCUCGAUGGCGAUCAUCCUAGGUGACCUCGUCAAGGCGUAUGACGACGACCUUCCCACGGGACCGCUAUACCGCCACUAUAUCGCGGCAAUACAGGCGCGAUCAACGGAGAAAACGCUAGCAUUCUGGACAGCCUACCUCCAAGAUGUGAAGCCCGUGUUUUUCCCGGCCCUACUCGAAGAGCACACAGCAAUUGCAGCAUCCGGCGAGCGUAAGCUGCAGUUCGUCAAUGUCCACGUUGGCCCCGCGACUGUUCUAGACCUGCAGUCCUUCACCAAGAAGAACGAAGUCACACUGGCGAAUAUUUUCCAGGCUGUUUGGGCAUUGGCUCUCCGCGUAUACACAAGAGGGUCGGAUGUUGUCUUCGGAUACCUCUCUUCCGGACGCGAUGUUGACGGUCUCGAUAUGGAUAUGGACAGCGCGGUGGGCGCGUUCAUUACCAUGCUGCCUUGCCGAGUGCAGGUCGAUGACGACUGCACACUCCUCGAUCUGACGCGCAAAUUGUACGAGGACUAUGUCAACUCGCUUCCGCACCAGCAGACGUCGCUGGCGCAGGUACAGCAUGCGCUAGAGCUCUCCGGUGAGAGACUGUUUAACAGCGUCUUGUCUCUGCAGCAGCCGAUGGUGGAGGCUGCUGAUAGGCAUAGCAUCGAGAUCGAGUACCUGGGCGGUAGUGAUCCCACAGAGUACGACCUAGGAAUUAGUAUCACCGCUGGUGAGACUGAUAUUGAUGUCGCUAUUAACUACUGGAGCACAUUUAUGAGCAAGGAGCAGGCUCAAAUGCUGGCCUCAACCUUCUCGACGAUACUUUCAAGGCUUGUGGAGGAACCGACUUCAGAUAUAAGGGACAUCGAUUUUCUGGGCGACAAGCACAUGCAGUAUAUCCUUGACGUGACUCACCAGGGCCAAGUCCCUGAGGCCAUGAGUGACUGCAUCCACACCAAGUUCCAGAAGCGAGCUAUCAUGCAUCCUGAUGCCCUGGCGAUCGAUUCGUGCGAUGCAACCAUGACCUACAGGGAGCUGGACCAGUUGUCCACCCGGUUAGCGACGUACCUCAUCAGUCUCGGCGUGCGCCUUGAGGACGCUGUCCCACUGUGCUUCGACAAGUCUUCGUGGGCCGUGGUCUCCAUGCUGGCCGUGUUGAAGGCAGGUGGCGCCUAUGUCUCCAUGAGCCCGUCUCAUCCGGUCCAGCACCUAGCCAAUAUUAUCGUCCAGACCAAAGCCCGUAUUGUCCUCGCAGGUUCCACUACAUACGGCGACAUGAUCCGACUGUUCGUGGACCGGACGAUCGUGGUCGAUUCCUCUUUACUGGCAAGCUUACUCCCCUUGCCCGACGGUCUAGUGCUCCCCCAUGUUUCCCCAGCCAACGCCGCCAUGAUCAACUUCACUUCGGGCAGUACCGGCGAGCCAAAAGGCAUCGUCGUUCUACACAAAGGAAUCUGCACAAUGAUGGAAUACCACGAUCUACGCAUUGGGCCAGCUUCCCGCACCCUCCAGUUCUCUGCCUACACGUUCGACACCAGCAAUGGCGAGAUCUUCAUCACCCUCUGUAGGGGCGGCUGCCUGUGCAUCCCGUCCGAGCAUGACCGGAUGAACGACCUGCCCGGAUUGAUAAACCGCCUGGCCGUCACCCACGCGCUCCUCACACCGUCAGUCGCGCUUUUCCUGUCUCCCGAGUCCGUGCCAAUGCUUCAGAUGCUUGGUUUUGUGGGCGAAGCCGUCCCGGCCGAGCUCGUCCGCCGGUGGCAUAAAAAGGUGGUCUUGAUUAACAGCUACGGUCCUGCGGAAUGCUCUAUCAUGGCCUCGCUAGCUGUUCUGCACGAGGAUGUAGCUGCUGCCAAUAUCGGCCGGGGCAAUGGCUGCCUGCUCUGGGUGACAGACCCGGAAAAUAGCGAGCGACUGGUGCCGGUGGGUUGCGUGGGCGAGCUCCUGAUCGAAGGACCGCUAGUAACAAGAGGCUACCUCGAUGCCGAAUUAACCGCGCGGUCAUUUAUUAUGCCCCCGAGAUGGCGCGGAGAGACUGUUAUUCCUGGAACAAAAUUGUAUAAGACUAGGGAUCUAGUCCGGUAUGCGGACGACGGCAGUCUUGUGUAUAUGGGACGCAAAGACAGCCAGGUCAAGCUGAAUGGUCAGCGUGUGGAGAUGGGUGCUAUAGAAAUGACAAUCAAUAAUGAUGCACUGGUGAAGCAGUGCGUCCUUUGCUUACCGAAAGUCGGGCCUUGCAAGAAGAAGCUGGUUGCCGUUGUUGUGCUGGAGGAAACGGCGUCUAAAGACAUUACUGCGGAAAUCGGACCGCUAACCAAUCUGGAAGAGAAGGAGAGAGCCACUGAUCUGGUCGAACAAAUCAAAGACCGAUUGGCUAGUACUUUGCCGCGGUAUAUGAUCCCAUCUGUCUGGCUCGUUACCCCAAACCUCCCUUUUACCCCGUCGCGAAAGGUCGAUCGUCCGAUGAUUUCACGUUGGGUCGACACCAUGGACCAUGAGACCUAUACCCAAGCUCUUGCAGAAUUCCCUCUUGAGCUUGCUGAUACUUCCUUCUUUUGA